GCCUUUCUGGCAGAGCUCCUUCGUCGCUUGGACGAUGCAGAGGGAGCCGUGAAGGACUUGCACGCCAUCCUCGCGGAGCACCUGGAGACCAAAGCGGAGGCUUCGGCCGAGGCCUCUCCGGCUCCGGAGGCCUCGGCCUCUCCGGCUCCGGCUCCGGUGGCUCCGGUGGCUCCGGCGGUGGUUUUGGUUCCGGGUUUGGUCGAGAAGUUUAAGCCUUUCUCAGCCGCGAUGCUCAGUGAGCUCCGAGUGGAGAGCUUGAUGAAAGCCACGGAGCUGGCACAGAGCGCACGGUCUGCAGGUCGGAAGGUCGAGGAUGCAGCCUUGGAGUGCGGGAACUUUGCAGCAGCAAACGCCAAGCUCAGGGAAGAGCUCAAGGACUCGGACGCUGCGGAGGUCUUGCGGAAGGUUCCCCUCUACCUCCUACGCCUCCAAGCAGCCCAGCAGACUUCGGAAGCCUACGUCCAGGCCACCGUGGCCUGUGAGAAGGACAUGAGGCGCCGCGAGGGGUUCAAGCGGGAGGAGGAGAAGCGGUCGGCGCUCUUCCGUUCCUUCGACAAAGACGGGGACGGGCGGCUGCAGGAGGCCGAAGCGCUGCAGCUGGCGAAAGCGCUGCUCUCUCAGACGGAGCCCUCCUCGAAAGUGUCGGAGAAAACUUUGAAAGAAAUCGUCAGAGCUGCUCUGGAAGAGGAUGGCACCGUCCAGAGCCUCUCUUUGCUGUCCAGCUGCGUGGGCUCCUUUCGUGAGAUGCAGCGGGAUGGCCGGCGGCGCUUGGCUCGGGAGGCUCGUGCGAAGCUGUUCGGGAACUUACAGAGCAAGUGGCGCCGGAGGGUUCAGGAACUCGAGGCCUCCGCCGGAAUCGAGCUGGAAGACACCUUGAAGGAGGUGGAAGCUGCAGUGGCGCCGCUGCUCACCGAGACAUCUACGGCAUCUACGGGUAGCAAAGCAGGCCAGAUGCAGACGCGGUCCCAGCACUGCGAGACGUUGAUCCAGAAGGGUCACGAGAAGGCCGAAGAGUUCCAGAAGAAAGUGCAGCAGCUCCCGAUGGCUUUUCGGAAGGACGUGAACUCGAAGCAAGUUCAGGCGUCGGAGCUUGAGGAGCUCAUGGCCCCACACCAGAAGAGGCUCGCAUUGCGCCUGGGGCGCACGGGGCAGCGCCUGGAGAGAGCCAAGCGGCUCACGGAGCUCUUCCGAGCCAAGGUGGCUCGGAAAGAGAACGACGCCAUCGAAGUUGCGAAAGGAAAGCUCUCUGAGGCCCUGAGAGCUUACGCCAAGAGCCAGAGCUUCUCUGCCAAGCAGCUCUUCCAGUCCACGUCCGACUCCGAGGACUCGGAUAUGACCGAAAAAGCUUUUCUGGAGCUUUGCACGAAAGCGGAAGCCGAGACCAAGAACUCCGAGAGCUCCGAGAGUACUCUUGAGCUGGCAUCCAAAGUCUUCCACCGGGCACUCCCCGAAGAUGCAGAGACUAAGACCUUGUCACUUUCUGCCUUCGAGCGCUUGCUCAAAUCCUUCUACAAGGUCAUGCAGCAGACGCCGUUGACUGAGGAAGCCGAAGUGAGUGGUGGCAAUGCCAAAGUCCAGCUGCAAAGCGGGCAGUUCCUGGAAGCACUUGAGUCGGAUCCCAAGGAGGUCGAAGAGGUGGGGGAGCGGCUUCGCGUUCGAGCGCGGGAUGGCUCGGAGGGCUGGGCGACGCUGGCGCACUUGUGUCCGGUGCCUUUGCCCGCCUACGCUCUUCGCCGCCGCUCUCCGCUCCUCGAAGCCAAAGACCUGAAGAGUGAGAGCAAGGAGCCGCUGCUGGAGGGGGAUGUCGUGGAGCUCUUCAAGGAGGAAGAAGAGCUGCUGGAUGAGGAGAAGGAGCCCAAGCUCAAGGUGGUCUUCGGCUCCGUGCAGACCCGUUCUGGCAAAUACGGCUGGAUCGCCCAUUCCGAUCAAGUCCUCCAGCCCAUCUGA
Symbiodinium sp. CCMP2456 is the source of this 1947-nucleotide messenger RNA. The record is from the annotation of a GenBank genome assembly. Lineage: Eukaryota; Dinophyceae; Suessiales; Symbiodiniaceae.